Messenger RNA from Homo sapiens (human), 388 nucleotides. RefSeq names its product H4 clustered histone 2 (gene H4C2). The transcript has a single exon. NCBI's taxonomy places the organism in Eukaryota, Metazoa, Chordata, Mammalia, Primates, Hominidae. The coding region runs from base 32 to 343 and encodes 103 amino acids. Gene Ontology annotation, molecular function: structural constituent of chromatin; protein heterodimerization activity; DNA binding. Gene Ontology annotation, cellular component: nucleus; chromosome; nucleosome. The record is from RefSeq and is marked reviewed.
GUACCUGGUUUUUGUUGUCAGCUGGUUAGACAUGUCUGGUCGCGGCAAAGGCGGUAAAGGUUUGGGUAAGGGAGGUGCCAAGCGUCACCGAAAAGUGCUGCGGGAUAACAUCCAAGGCAUCACCAAACCGGCCAUUCGGCGCCUUGCUAGGCGUGGUGGGGUUAAGCGAAUUUCCGGUUUGAUUUAUGAGGAGACUCGUGGCGUUCUCAAGGUGUUUCUGGAGAACGUGAUCCGGGACGCCGUGACCUACACGGAGCACGCCAAGCGCAAGACUGUCACUGCCAUGGAUGUGGUUUACGCGCUCAAGCGUCAAGGACGCACUCUGUACGGCUUCGGCGGUUAAUCUUUUCGUCAGUUUUCUUCCAAUGGCCCUUUUCAGGGCCGCCCA